Messenger RNA from Myodes glareolus (Bank vole), 1149 nucleotides. RefSeq lists its product as uncharacterized. NCBI's taxonomy places the organism in Eukaryota, Metazoa, Chordata, Mammalia, Rodentia, Cricetidae. The record is from RefSeq and is a predicted model, not a curated record. Gene Ontology annotation, biological process: chromatin organization; regulation of DNA-templated transcription. Gene Ontology annotation, cellular component: NuA4 histone acetyltransferase complex; nucleus.
UGAAGAGGAGGGUCGCUCACUGAAAAGGGGUAACUUUGUGCAGAGAGAACCCUCUGCAGGGAAGGAUGACCCCACAGGGAGACCUAGGCCUCCAAAGAAAAGCCAACAUGCAGAGAAACAUCUAUCUGCCAUGGCAAGCUGCCCUCCUGAAAUAAGUCCUCCUGCAGAGAAAAGUCUAUCUUCCCAGAGAGUCUGCUGUGCAGAGAAAGUACACACAGAAGAGAGAGGUCACUUUGUUGAGAAAAGAUGCCCUGCAGAAAGAGAACUCUCUGCUGAGAAAGGUCAGAUGGAAAAGAAAUUCAUCUGUUUUGAGAAAGAUCAUACUGAGGAGAGAGGUCAGUCUUCCCAAAGCAGCUACACUGCUGAGAAAGGUAACAGAGUAGAGAGUCAGUACCCUGUGGCGAAAGGUCAUCACUCCAUGGAAAAAAGCUUUCCUAUGGAGAAACCCUCUACUUCAGGAUCUGCACCUACCAUGCCAGUGCCAAAGACCAUGCAGAAUAUUCAAGAAAACAGAGUUGGCAGUGGUACCAGCACAGUACCACAGAUUCCUCACCAGAAUGUGGCUGGGAGUAUCACCUCUGGUCAAUCUGUGCAGGCAGGGAAGGUGAGAAUGAGAGUUGAAUUGAAGUUGCCUGAUGAACUUAAGCCAUGUCUUGUUGAGGACUGGGAACUGAUAAACAAGCAUAAGCAGUUAUUCCAACUCCCUGCUGAGAAGAAUGUAGACACUAUUCUCGCGGAGUAUGUCACUUUUGUGAAAUCACAUGGAAAGGCUGAUAAUAGGGAAUAUUCUGUUGAUGAACUUGUAUAUGGAAUAAGAGAAUACUUCAACAGGAUGCUGGGUGCCCAGCUGCUCUGUCAGUUUGAAAAGCCCCAGUUGGCCCAAAUUCACCUGGCUUAUCCUCAUUUUCCAAUGUCUCAGAUUUAUGGGGCUCCACACCUCCUACGAUUAUUUACUCAAAUUGAGACUGUAUUGACCCACUCCCUCCUUAGUAGACAUAGUCUUAUGCGAGUGUCUACGUAUAUGCAUGAUUUCCUUAAAUACCUAGCUGAGAAUUCCACUUCUCUAUUUAGUGCCGACAAUUACAAAGUGGCUUCUGCUGAGUAUUGUUGCCAAGCCCUGUGAGGGUCAGCUGACCACUCCCUGUUAUG